Molecule: messenger RNA, 1720 nt
Organism: Aegilops tauschii subsp. strangulata
Lineage: Eukaryota; Viridiplantae; Streptophyta; Magnoliopsida; Poales; Poaceae
Source: RefSeq, a predicted model, not a curated record
AAGGUGGGAAGAAUGGCGGGGCUGGUGGUGCUGGAUCGAGGAGGACGACCCCCAGGAGUUCUCCCAAGUUCGCUAGGCACCGCCGGUCCGCAGAAACAACUGGAGCAAUGUCGGUGCUGACGACACGAAGUUCACAGUCGCCACCACCAGGAUUCUUCGCCUCACCGAGGUCGGGCUCACCCUUGAGAUGAUCAGGGCGGAUUUGAUCCGCCGCCGAAUCAAUCCGCUGCACAACAAGGGGAGGCCAGCCUGGCUCUUCACGAAUGCGGCCGACAUCAUGAGGCUUUGCCCCGGCCUUGACCACAACCUCACGGUGAUGGGGCACGCCCAAUUUUGCUAGCGGCUUUUCCAGCUCGACGUGAACCGCGACGGCGAGGUUGAGCGGUCCGGCAAGGCCACAAAGGCUGCCGCGUAGGCCGGCAGGGCCACCAGGGGGCCCUUGUUUAAGCUGCCGGCGGGGGUGGUCGCGCUGAGCAAUAACUCGCGUCGCAACGACAUCAUCGCCAUGAUGCUGGAGUUCAACGCGCACGGCCUCGUCCCAAAUUGGGCCGAGCCGGCGGAGGAUCAGGUGCAGGAGUUUUUUGACACCUUGGAGGAGAAAUACGUCAGCGCCGAGCCGCGGCUCGUCCAGGACACUACCCAGGCGGAGCUGGACUACAUCGCCGCCAGGGCGGUGGAGGCGGAGCUCGCCAGGGAGGCCGGGAGCGCCGGCGGCGUGGAGGACAAGGCCGCGGCGGAGGCGGAGGAAAAAGAGCUCGCCCAGUGGGCGGAGUCCGCUGGGGAAGCCAGCAGCGCCGGCACCGGGGCCCCUCUCGUCGAAGAUGUGGUCGAUGAGUCGUUGGAAGAGGAGGCCGAGGCUGUCGACCCUCCGAUCACGGGGAGAGGGCGAGUCCUGCGGCAGCCCAUCUCUGGUGAGCCGGUCCGGCCUGGCAGGGCCGUACAACUGCGGCAAGCCCAGGAGACGUCCGCGCGCCAGACGAGGGCCGCGGCGGUGAAGAAAGUGGUGAAGGCCGCGGUGGCGAAGAAGAAAGCAUCCGCUUCUUCUUCGUCCAAACGCGCUCAGACCCCACCUCCUUCCCCUCGUUCGGCGGACGUCGACGCGGAGGUCGUCUUCGACUUCGGGUCCCUCAGCCCACGGAGGAAGAGGAAGGCAGCAGAGGAGGAGGUGGAGGAGGAGGAGGACGUGGAGACGAUGACCCAGAGGGUGAAGAGGGCCAGGACCUCGACGGGGGGCCAGCCCCCGGCAGACGCUUCCGGCACACUGCUGGUGGUGUUGAGCAGUUCGGACAACAGCCCCCGUCCCAACCCCCAGCGAGGAGGACAGCAGCAGGAGGAGCCACAGAGGGCUACCCCCAACACGCCGCUCCGAGGGACGUUCCCGCUGGAGGUGGAGCGGGACGGGUUGAGGGACCAGGCCCAGAAGCUGGCCAAGGAGAAGGACACGCUCAACGAUGCCCUGAUUGAGGCGCAGGGCGCGGUCCUCAGUAGGGCCGGGGAGCUCUCCGAGGCCAACAACUCCAUUAAGGACCUCAAACUGAAGCUGGAGGGUCUCGAGGGGAUGUUGUUGGAGAGGAAAGCCCGGGAGGAGACCCUGAGCAAGGAUGUGGAGAACGAGAAGCAGCUGCGGAAGAAUGAGACCACCGACCACAAAGACUUUGUGGAGGGUGAGAAUCGCUGGAUUGGCCGCCUUAAAGACGUCGCCGGCAGGAUGACCAUGUAG